AUGGCAAUCCCCCUCUCAUCCCUCCAGACUAUCCCGCUCGCCUACGCCUCAUGUUCAAUCGGCUGCGGACCUACCGACACACUCCCGCGCCGCCUCGAAGCAAUCAGCGCAGCAGGCUUCACCGCGAUAGAACUUUCCUUCCCUGAUAUUCUGGACUACGGCAUGCAGCUGACCGGCCACGCAAUUGGCUCAGAGGACUAUGCUCAGAUACUGCCUGUUGCAGCCGAAAUUCGCAAACUAUGCAAGGCCAACGGAUUGAGCAUCAUGAUGUUACAACCGUUCUCCAAUUUCGAGGGCUGGAUCAGGGGCUCCAUGGAUCGAAAAGAGGCAUUUGCUAGAGCGACAGGCUGGAUGGAGAUUAUGAAUGUUGUGGGUACAGAUUUGUUGCAGGUCGGAGCAACCGAUACACCAGAGCCGACUAUCACUAUUGAGCGCGACGCCAUCAUCUCCGAUCUACGCUCGCUAUCUGACCUUCUCGCAAAACGCAAAUACCGCCUCGCCUAUGAAAAUUGGUGCUGGUCAUCUCAUGCGCCGAGCUGGAAGAAUGUCUGGGAGAUUGUGAAAGCAGUCGACCGCCCGAAUUGCGGAUUGUGUUUGGACACGUUCCAAACUGCAGGGAGCGAAUGGGGCGACCCAACGACUAAGUCAGGGCUCAUUGAGGAGGUUUCAGAGAGCGAGUUACGGAAGCGCUUUGAGGCAAGUAUGGAUGAGCUUGCGACGACGGUGCCGGCGGAUAAGAUUUAUCUUCUUCAAAUCUCGGAUGCGUAUAAGGUGGAGCCGCCGUUGGAAGAUAAGACUAUUGGGAAGCUCCGGCCUCGGGGGAGGUGGAGUCAUGACUAUAGGCCUAUGCCUUAUGAUGGUGGAUACUUGCCCAUUGAGGAUGUUGCGAGGGCGGUGUUGAAGACUGGGUUCCGAGGUUGGUUCUCUAUGGAAAUUUUUGAUAGUGGGCCGGCAGGGAAAGGGAAGAAGUACGAAAUGGGGCCUUUUGCGACCAAGGCCAUGGAUAGUAUGCAGAAGCUUUUGAGAAAUUGUGCGACAGACUAA
This is a messenger RNA of Penicillium soppii, 1044 nucleotides long. RefSeq names its product sugar phosphate isomerase/epimerase family protein. The transcript is spliced from 2 exons. The record is from RefSeq and is a predicted model, not a curated record. Lineage: Eukaryota; Fungi; Ascomycota; Eurotiomycetes; Eurotiales; Aspergillaceae. The coding region runs from base 1 to 1044 and encodes 347 amino acids.